AUGCACCUGGACAGACGGUUGCUCGUGCCUCUGGAGGAGGAAAGUGAUGGAGGCCUUGCUGUCACGUCAGCAGGACAGCCAAUGGAGCUUUCCUCUCACUCGCAGGCCAGGGGGCACAUUUGGAGACCCUCGCUGGUAACCCUGUGUGUGGGACUUGCAUCUCAUGGAGGGGGAAAAAAAAAGAUAAAAAAGAAUAAGCAAGAGCAAGGAGGCCCGAGAGGGAAGGAAUACAACAACGUUUUACAGAUUGUUUUUUGGGGUUUUUGCUUUAACUCCGAAUGUCCCUCCAUAUAUUUCUCUGCUUUUGCAACCCAGAGAUCUAGUUCUCUCUCAUAG
Molecule: messenger RNA, 336 nt
Organism: Pipistrellus nathusii (Nathusius's pipistrelle)
Lineage: Eukaryota; Metazoa; Chordata; Mammalia; Chiroptera; Vespertilionidae
Source: the annotation of a GenBank genome assembly